AUGCGGGUGUUGAUCGUGAAUGCGUAUCCAGCUUCAAGCAAACGUGGCCGCGAGAGGUUUGAGCAGUUCCGUCGUCAUGUUACGCGCGUGGUGAGAGAAAUACAGAAAGCGGAGGUUACACGAGUCGAAAUCGUGGAGAAACACCGCAGCAACCUUGAUUCGUUUCUGUUCGAGCUUCACUCGGAGUUUGCUGAUCCGCACAACAUCACAAAUUUCGAUCAGUUGGAUUUCGUAUUCGUCGAUGGAGACGCCAAUUCCAGUCCAUGGGCACCAAACAUGCGAAAGAUUGCACUCCUGACCAAAAUGUGUAUGAUGACGGGGAAAUGUUUUUUUGGGAGUGGGAUUGGUGCAUCGUUAGUGGCAUUCGUAUGCUCCACUGGAGGCGAGCAAUUACGAAUUAUGAAUAAUGAAGGAAAAGGCAGUAUGAUCGACAAGCUACAGGACAUCCCCCCACCUCCACAAGAAUCGAGACCGGUCGGGUUUGUAUCUCCUCGUGGAGGAGAUAAUAAUGUGUUGCUCGACAUUAAGAGUGGUGAUUUUUUUGUGUUUGUUGAACGCGAGCACUCCUGGGCCCCGAAGGGUAAUACUGGUCUUGUACUCCAUUCCAGCGAUAGGGCACGUAGCUACGGGGCUCGGCCGAACUCCGCCCGUGCUGGAAAUAAGAAAACGAACGUCGGUAAGAUCAGUCAACCACUUUUUCUCUCCAAACGAGGAGAAAUUCGAUGCUGUAUCCGACUCGAAGUGGCAAAUCAACACUCCAUUAUUACGACGACAUUUCCGCGAGAACGAGAGCUGGUCCUCAAUUGUAAAAGCAAAUGGGAUCUGGACGAGGAGAUCGCUACUACCGGUGGCAACAAGUAUCGAGUGCUUAUCGAUAGCAGUCGCGGACCGAUGUUGUUAGAAUUUGGAAAUUGCUUUGGAUCACAUUUCGAGCUAGCUAGCGAAUAUCCAGAAUCUUUAGCGCUGCUGCGAAAUUUCACACUGGCAAAGUAUGAUGAACUCAAGGUGCACGCACAUAUCGACCGAAGUUACGUAUCAGCGAUCAGCGGAUCUGCACGAUUGAAGCAGAGGCUCAGCCAAGCUCAAAACAAACAUGUUGGAUCCACCCAUAUUUCUCGAAUGGAAACAACUCUGCCAAUCAAUAACAAAGCACAUCUUGUUGAAGGACAUGAAGGAAUCGGAGUCGGAAGAUCGUCUCCUAAACGCAACCGUCCCGUAUCAGCAGGUCCUUAUCGAUCGAAACCACACGAAGUAAUUCCAAGGCGUAUCCACACCUCCAGAUCAGCCUAUGCAUCUUCACUGGAUUCUUCGCCAAAAUCAAUAUUUCAAGCUAAGCCGCCGCGAAUUGUGCGAGUUCCCCAGAAGAACGAACUGGAAAAGCCUUAUUGCGCGCAGCACCGCUUUGUCAAGAUGCGCAAAGAAGAAGAAAAACAAUCUACUGGUUACUAUUCAGUGGUGAAUGAUGCACCCUACGUAAGUGCCUACGAACAUGAAGUCGUCAACAAACAGAGGAGCAAGCUGCGAUGGAUAGGAGGACCUUUCCGCUCUGCUAUUGGGAAGGCGUCCACACAUGUGGUGCCAGAGGCUAGCAUCUUUAUCAACGACCCAUUUGUGCAGAAGAACGUGCCGUUUUACAUGACUCUGAGACGACAACUUGACCCUGAUGAGUCUAGCAGAUCAUCGCAACAGCAGUCAAGUGGAAACCGCCAGCAAACUCGAGACAUAUCGACGUUAACGGUGGAAAAUAAGUAG
Messenger RNA from Phytophthora nicotianae INRA-310, 1752 nucleotides. RefSeq lists its product as hypothetical. Lineage: Eukaryota; Oomycota; Peronosporomycetes; Peronosporales; Peronosporaceae. The transcript has 4 exons. The record is from RefSeq and is a predicted model, not a curated record. Bases 1 to 1752 code for a protein of 583 amino acids.